AUGCAGCUGGAAUAUGGCAGAUCUCACGCUCGUCUGCGCCCUCGUCUUUCGUCUUUGUCUUCGUCCGCUUCGUCCGCUUCGUUUUCUGUCUCGUCUUUAUCGUCGCCACUAAAGAAGUUGAAGAAAGUCGAAGUCGAAGGUCGAGGUCACGUGAAAGAUGCCGUCAUCUUGGCGCUUUUCGUCUUCUCGAGCUCAACUUCAACUUCACAGCUCAAUUAUAUCAAUAUAAUACUCAGAGAAACGGUUAAAGAGAAAGAGAUGAGUGCAGCAAGCAUUCUACCCCGACGGGCCAUUGGCCAAUCCAUAUGCAGCAGAUGUCGCGCUCAGUCAGCGUUCCUAUCACGAUCUCAAAUUCGAUACAGCUCGACCACACACAACGAUAGCUCAAGGAGUGAUAAUGGCAAUGGGAAUGCGAAGGGCAAGGAGAUGGUGCUGACACCCUCUCAGAGAGCCUACCUGAGCAGUGCCCUCCGCGUCAACCAUGCCGGCGAGCUGGCUGCAACCCUCAUCUACGCCGCCCAGAGCCCCCCCGUCGUUCGCUCCCAUCCUCACCUCCGCCCGCUCAUGAAACACAUGUAUGACCAGGAGGCCGGUCACUUCUCCAUCUUCAACGAUAUGCUGGCCACCCACCGCGUGCGGCCUACAGCCAUGUACCCCGUCUGGCAGGCGGCAGCCACUUUCCUAGGCUGGUCGACGGGCGUGAUGGGCCGGGAGGCAGCCAUGGCGUGCACAGAGGCCGUCGAGACAGAGAUCGGAACACACUACAACGACCAGAUACGUGUGAUUGUAGGGUGGAUGGAGGAUGCAGAGGCCAGGGGGGAAGUGGUGCCCUCUGAGCUACAGCAGUUGGUGAAGACGCUAAAGAGAAUCAGAGACGAAGAGCUGGAGCACCUCGACCACGCCGUGGAGAAUGAUGCAAAGGAAGCCAAGCCGUAUGAGCCAUUGAUAGGGGUGGUCAGGCUGGGUUGUCGUGCGGCCAUACAGAUCACCCAGCGGAUAUAA
Arthroderma uncinatum is the source of this 1002-nucleotide messenger RNA. RefSeq names its product catabolite repression protein CAT5. Bases 1 to 1002 code for a protein of 333 amino acids. Gene Ontology annotation, biological process: ubiquinone biosynthetic process. Lineage: Eukaryota; Fungi; Ascomycota; Eurotiomycetes; Onygenales; Arthrodermataceae. Gene Ontology annotation, cellular component: mitochondrial inner membrane. The record is from RefSeq and is a predicted model, not a curated record. Gene Ontology annotation, molecular function: 3-demethoxyubiquinol 3-hydroxylase activity. The transcript has a single exon.